Messenger RNA from Prinia subflava (tawny-flanked prinia), 728 nucleotides. Its product is annotated as lymphocyte antigen 6E-like. The transcript has 3 exons. Lineage: Eukaryota; Metazoa; Chordata; Aves; Passeriformes; Cisticolidae. Gene Ontology annotation, cellular component: plasma membrane. The record is from RefSeq and is a predicted model, not a curated record. Bases 106 to 486 code for a protein of 126 amino acids. Gene Ontology annotation, molecular function: acetylcholine receptor inhibitor activity.
AUUAUUGCAAUCAAAGGAAAUCAGAGAUGAGGCAGGGCCGGUAUAAAACCUUCCUGGGGUGCAUCUUCCCACACUGCUCCAGCUCUGAGGGCACGAGGACCAACCAUGAAGGCUUUUCUGGUGGCCCUGCUGGCUGCAGUCCUGUGUGCCCAGCAAGCUUCCUCCCUGUUUUGCUACAUCUGUGACAACGAACAUUCCAACUGGAACUGCAUGAAAACCUACAAGUGUGACGACCAUGAGAAAUACUGCACGACCACGUACAGCACCGUCGGACUCGGCAAGGACACGGGGCACCGCAUCACCAAGAAAUGCUCGGCGGACUGCCCCGAGACCAACGUGAACUUCGGGGUGGCCGCCUACUCCACCAAGUGCUGCAGCACCUCCCUGUGCAACUUCAGCGGCGCCAACAGCGUCCGGACCAGCUACGCCGUGAUGCUGCUGGGCAUGGCGGGCAGCCUGAUCUGCAUGCUCAGGCUGGGACUGUGACCCCGGGCGGUGGCAGGAGGUGUGACCAGCCCGGGAGAGCCACAAGGUGUUCCCCGAGUGAGAAACCUCAGCGUUUUUGGUGGUGACGCUGUUUUAUUCCGAGACACCGCUUCAGAUCCCAACGUGAUGCGGCUCCCAUUCCUCCCCCCUGUUGUUUUAUACUGAAUUUUUCCCCUGGGAAAGCCCUUUUGAUAGCACGUGUGUGGUAACUGUCAGGCCAAAUAAAGAUUUGUGUUAUUCUA